CAGUCCAAGAACUUGUUCUGUUGUUGUUAAUUUAUCUUCCCAUGUCUGACGACCACACAAAACACCAAAAAUCCUUCCCACAAAAAAUGUCUGAAUUCAUGAAACUAAAGUUGACAUUUUUCAAUCUUCUAUUGAAUUUAUGUCUAAGUUGUACAGUUGAAUCAAGGUGUCAAAAUACAUAUACAUGUAAUUUAGCCUUAGUUUCAUACAAUGUAUUACCAGGUGAUUCACUUACAGAAAUAUCAAAUUAUUUCAACAAUUCUACCAUGGCCAUCAUUGAUGACAUUGUUAGCUACAAUCCGACUCGAAUUCAAAACAAAGACUUUAUUGAGGCGAGUACUCGAAUUCAAGUACCAAUUCCAUGUGGGUGUGUGAAUGAUACAUUUCUCGGUCAUAUUUUUAGUUACACUUUCCAAAGGGGUGAUACAUAUGAAAAUGUUGCAAAAUACAACUUCUCCAAUCUUACAACGUCGAAUUGGAUUGAGCAGUUUAAUGGUUAUAGCAUAUAUAAUGUGCCUGAUGGAGCACUGGUUAAUGUGCCUGUUAAUUGUUCAUGUGGAGAUAGUAGAGUUUCUAUGGAAUAUGGGUUGUUUGUUACUUAUCCGCUUCAACUUGGUGAAACUUUGAAUUCUAUUUCUCAACAGUUCAAUUUGAGUGAGACUUUGUUGCAGGGUUUUAAUCCGGGAGUGGAUUUUAAUGCUGGUACUGGUCUUGUUUAUAUUCCUGCAAAAGACACAAAUGGAAACUACCCACCACUGGUUAUAAGAAGAAGUGCUUCAGGGCUUGCUGUUGGAGUCAUUGCUGGUAUAUGCUUAGCAGCAGUUGGAUUGAUUGUUCUGUCCGUUUGGUUUUAUCUUAGAUGCAAGAAAAAUAAAAGUAUGAAACAGGCUUCACCAUCCGAGAAACCUGGAUAUCAGUUAGCACAUUCAAGUUCCUUCAGUGAAGGUGGACAUACAGGUGGUGAUUCAGGUAUAUAUAUGGGCAAUUCUACAGAGUUCUCUUACAAAGAGCUUGCAAAAGCGACAGAUAAUUUCAAGAGCAGUAAUAGGAUAGGUGCAGGUGGAUUUGGAGAAGUCUUCUUGGCAGAGCUCAGAGGCGAGAAAGCAGCAAUCAAGAAGAUGGAUAUGCAAGCCUCAAGGGAGUUUUUGGCUGAGUUGCAGGUCUUAACUCGUGUUCAUCAUUUGCAUCUGGUCCGCUUGCUUGGAUAUUGUGUGGAAGGUUCACUCUUUCUGGUAUAUGAGUUCAUUGAAAAUGGGAACUUAAGUGAACAUCUGCGCAGCUCAGAAAAAGAUCCAUUGCCAUGGCCCACCAGAGUACAAAUUGCCCUUGAUUCAGCAAGAGGUCUUGAGUAUAUUCAUGAACACACUAAUCCUGUGUACAUUCAUCGUGAUAUUAAACCAGCAAACAUAUUGAUAAGCAACAACUUCCGAGCCAAGGUUGCAGAUUUUGGAUUGGCAAAGCUGGCAGAAGUUGGAAAUUCUACUUUGCCAACUCGCCUUGUUGGGACAUUUGGAUACAUGCCACCGGAGUACGCUCAAUAUGGUGAAGUGACGCCCAAGAUAGACGUGUUUGCAUUUGGAGUAGUUCUCUAUGAACUUAUAUCAGCAAAAGCAGCUGUUGUCAGGGAAAGCAAAUCCGUUGCUGAAUCAAAGGGUCUUGUUGCUCUGUUUGAAGAUGUUCUGAAUCUUCCUGAUCCAAGUGAGAUAUGCAAGCUGGUUGAUCCUAGUCUUGGUGAUGAUUACUCGCUAGACGCAGUUCGUCAGGUGGCUGAACUUGCAAAAGUUUGUACUCAUGAAAACCCUCAGUUACGCCCUUGUAUGAAAUCAGUUGUAGUUGCUUUGAUGACUCUUUCAUCAGCAACUGAAGCCUGGGAUAUUGAUUCUUUUUACAAAAGUAAUGGACUUCUAAAGCAGGUGUCUGGAAGAUAAACAACUAACAAAUUAAACUGCCAUGGCCCCUAUGAUUGAUAUGAGUUUUAAGGGAAUGCUAUUGAAUUUUUAUGUAAAUGUACAAGUAACGUCACAUGUAAAUUUGUUACAACUUAUGUAUGCCUGGUAGAAAUGCAUUACAUGGACAUUGUAAUGAGAUAUUUCAUGUAGCAUCAUUUUUAUUCUUUCUCAUAUUUUAUGACCCUGAGAUGGAGAACAGGUUACCACUUUCCAAAAAAUCACAGCCUUUAGAGGAUAUCAUGUAAA
This is a messenger RNA of Spinacia oleracea (spinach), 2195 nucleotides long. RefSeq names its product lysM domain receptor-like kinase 3. Gene Ontology annotation, molecular function: transmembrane receptor protein kinase activity; ATP binding. NCBI's taxonomy places the organism in Eukaryota, Viridiplantae, Streptophyta, Magnoliopsida, Caryophyllales, Amaranthaceae. Bases 42 to 1928 code for a protein of 628 amino acids. The record is from RefSeq and is a predicted model, not a curated record. The transcript is spliced from 12 exons. Gene Ontology annotation, biological process: innate immune response; protein phosphorylation.